Magnolia sinica is the source of this 464-nucleotide messenger RNA. Its product is annotated as soluble inorganic pyrophosphatase 6, chloroplastic-like. Bases 217 to 447 code for a protein of 76 amino acids. The record is from RefSeq and is a predicted model, not a curated record. Gene Ontology annotation, biological process: phosphate-containing compound metabolic process. Gene Ontology annotation, molecular function: magnesium ion binding; inorganic diphosphate phosphatase activity. Gene Ontology annotation, cellular component: cytoplasm. Lineage: Eukaryota; Viridiplantae; Streptophyta; Magnoliopsida; Magnoliales; Magnoliaceae. The transcript has 2 exons.
UCAAUUUCCUCCUCUUUUUCUUUCUAUGAUUUAUUAUAAUAGAAGAAAAUCUCUGCAUUUUGGUGUAAAUUUUCCGGAGCAGCGAUUUUUGGGGUUUCAUAUACGCCAUUUGAUUUUUCCACGGUUUUUGCAUUUUCUUUCUUCCGAAUUUUUUGGUUUUCUCGAGUUCUUUUUUCGUUUGAAUGUCUCAAGGUCAAGCACCUAGCAGCUUUGGCUAUGAUUGAUGAGGGGGAGCUUGAUUGGAAAAUAGUUGCAAUAUCGUUGGACGAUCCGAGAGCUUCGCUCGUGAACAAUGUUGCCGAUGUUGAGAAACAUUUUCCGGGAACUCUCACUGCAAUUCGGGACUGGUUUAGAGAUUACCAGAUUCCAGAUGGAAAGCCUGCUAAUAAAUUUGGUCUUGGCAACAAGGCGGCCAGCAAGGUAUAUCUACUUUUGGUUCUGUUGUAGCUUUCGACCUUUUCAAU